CCUCGCUGAGGCGGCGCGGCCUCGAGCCGUGGGCGCAGCGCUCGAGCCUUCUUCCCCGCCUCCUCCCUCCCUCCGAAGCUGCCCUGCUCCACCAAUCAACAGCUCCGAGCCCUCGAAGGCGCCGCAGCUGGCCAUCUGCUGCUGCAGCCCCGACGUUCAGCCGCAGCGAUCCGCGUGCCUGGUGCUGCAGAUCUCCUCUCGCCGCGCUGCAUGCUGGCGUCGAUCGAGCGCCCGUUGACUGCGCCGCCCACGCUGCAUAAGCUGCGCCAUGCCGCCGCUGCCGAAGUGCGGCACGUAUGAGGGGGCCAGACCGCCGGCUUAGGGCGUCAGGGGUGUAGGCGAGGAUGCCGUAUGCGGCGCAUACAGCCGCGGGCCGCAACCGCCGCCGUCCGUUGGCGCAAGAAAGUGCGCUUCUCUCGCGACGGAGUCGCAGCGCAAGCGCGCUCCUCGUCGAGCUUCGCAGAGACCAGAGACGCGAGCUCUGCACAGCUUGCUCGGGCAUCGACAGCAGCAGAAGCGGCUCUUGUGACGGGCUCUGUCCAGCUUCGUCAGCUGCUCGCCAGCGUGCUUGGGAGCGGUGCGAGAUAUCUUCUCGCUGCGAUCACCUGACCCCAGGCACACAGCCCUCUGCAGAGCGGAUUCCGCAGCUAUACGAGUGCGACGUCGAUGCCGGCCCUUGCGGGCGAGAGCAGCGCGCACCCACACCGCCGGGCGACGAGCGGCCAUUCAAGUCGCCGUGCUCGGCGGUGCGACUAGAUUCUAGGCUUGCCUCGCCGCCACAUCAGGGAUCCCCGUUUCCCAUCCGAGCCACAGGCACCGCAUACAGCCACCGACGCUGGGAAAAGGUGGGGCUGCUUCCGGAUGUGGACCAGAUCAUCGGGCGGCUCCGACGCCUCGAAGAGGCAGCACACAGGAGACGCCUUCUACAGGCGACAGUGCUCCCCUAUUGCGCCGGGCUCUGGAAGCCGAAGGCAUCGAUCUCGGUCUCAGGUCAUCAUUCUUGACGCCCACGCGGCAUCACGGCGCCGAGAGGGGCGCUCAGGAGCUCGCAUCGCCGCCUUCGGCCAAUCUCGACGCCCUGUGGGUGCGCCGCG
Tilletiopsis washingtonensis is the source of this 1094-nucleotide messenger RNA. RefSeq lists its product as hypothetical. Bases 345 to 1004 code for a protein of 219 amino acids. The record is from RefSeq and is a predicted model, not a curated record. The transcript is spliced from 2 exons. NCBI's taxonomy places the organism in Eukaryota, Fungi, Basidiomycota, Exobasidiomycetes, Entylomatales.